Molecule: messenger RNA, 4796 nt
Organism: Nothobranchius furzeri (turquoise killifish)
Lineage: Eukaryota; Metazoa; Chordata; Actinopteri; Cyprinodontiformes; Nothobranchiidae
Gene: st6galnac5b
Product: ST6 (alpha-N-acetyl-neuraminyl-2,3-beta-galactosyl-1,3)-N-acetylgalactosaminide alpha-2,6-sialyltransferase 5b
Biological process (GO): ganglioside biosynthetic process; oligosaccharide metabolic process
Molecular function (GO): alpha-N-acetylgalactosaminide alpha-2,6-sialyltransferase activity
Source: RefSeq, a predicted model, not a curated record
UGCUGGUGAAAGAGGCAGAGCAACGCUGAGGAGAGCGGUCUGCUGUUGCUGUGUGCUGAUCCCGGUGAUGCUGCUGCUUGCUCAAGUGUUGCAUGCUGAGGAGUCUCAACGCCCGGUCCCGAUAGGAUGAAGACUCUCUCUGCACGUGGAAUCGAGGGGGAACGAAGAUGAAGAUAAAAGUGUGUCAAGGGGUUGGUGGCGUCAUCAUCGUUGCCAUGGUUACAGGGUUUAUGUUGGCAUACAACAGUGGCUGCGGUGAGAGAUCAUCGUCCUCAUCAUCACCAUCUUCCCACCAUGCGGAUUCUCCAGUUGCAGUCACGCAAAGGCCAGACAGACGCCCGACAUUAAUUCUGGAGGGGUACACAGGCGUCAUGGACUUUGAGCCUCUGAAAAUGUACUGCAGCACCUGCGCCUUGGUGACCAGCUCUGGCCAACUGACUGAAAGCCGAAGGGGUGAAGAAAUCGACCGCUCUCAGUGUGUUAUUCGAAUGAAUGAUGCUCCCAGUGCAGGUUACCAGCAGGACGUGGGGCGGCGAACCAGUUUGCGUGUUGUAGCUCACUCCAGCCUUCAGAGGGUCCUUCGCCGCAGACAGGAGCUGCUAAACGGGAGCCAGGACACCGUCUUCAUCUUCUGGGGGCCCAGCAGCACCAUGAGGCAGGAUGGGAGAGGUCAUGUUUACAAUAACCUCAGACUACUGAAGCAGCUACAGCCCAAACUCAAGGUCUACAUCAUCUCUCGAAUCAAGAUGUUGAAGUUUGAUGAGUUAUUCAAGAAAGAAACGGGCAUUGAUAGAAAAAGCUCCAACUCGUGGUUGAGCACCGGCUGGUUCACCAUGGCUAUAGCCCUGGAACUGUGUAACAGGAUCAAUGUGUAUGGCAUGGUGCCACCUGACUUCUGCAGAUCCUCCUCACAUCCCUCUGUGCCGUAUCAUUACUACGAGCCCUCUGGUCCGGACGAGUGCUUCAUGUACCUCCUACAUGAGAAAAGUCGACGAGGAAGCCAUCACCGCUUCAUCACAGAGAAGAUGGUGUUCUCAAACUGGGCUCAGACUCUGAACAUCCACUUUUACCAGCCGGACUGGAAUCCCGCUGCCGUCAUCAGCGGCUUGAACAGCUCGUCCUUUUCAGCUCCAGCUGGUUCCUGAGAUUCACUCCACAGAAGAUUCUUAUGAGGUCUUGGACAGUUUCCAGCGUGCUGAUUCCAUGUCUUUGUAUUUAUGAAUGCAUGAGACAGCAGGAGGGCGGAACAAGCUCCUUGGGCCUGUCAGAUGACUAUUGGCAGAACAAGGCUUUUGCACAAGGGCAGCUCAAAGCCUCUUUGAAAGUGAAACUCUAAUAGGUUGAAUUUCAUUACUGGAACCAGAGCUGUCCUGGAGUUUGGCUCAGAUCUGCCCUGCAAACAGCUGAGCUGUCAGAAAGCUUAUAAAUAACUGAAACGGGCAGUAAAUCUGAUCUAAACCUGAAUAUUUAGGGUGAUUCGCAGUGACAUGAAUAUGUUGUUUUGACAUUAGUGAAUAUUAUUGAUCCUGCAGGAUGAACGUGUGAAAAAGUUAAAAUGGAAACUAUUCACCAAUUUUUAAUAUUUUGUUUUAAAUGUUCAUUUUCCUGCUGGAGCUUCUCAACCAAACAUCACUGCAGUUUGUUUUAUGACUUCAGUCCAAAUACAGCAAGGGACUACUAGUGGCAUUCAACUGAUUAAUUAGAUCUUUUACUUCUAAAUAGCAUAGACACAUUUUAGACUAGAGUAAGUGUUCAUUUUGACCGAGUUUGAUCAAAAAUGGGAAAAAAGUACAAAUACAUUUUAGAACUGCAAUGAAAAUAGAUGUUUGUCUGCUAAGGUAUUUGGUGAGCAGAAAAUUGUGUACAUUUGGAACAAUGUUCACAUUAGGGACCCAAACAAAGCUGAAGCAUAUAAUGUAUACAAAAAUAUAAAAUAAAGUUGUUUUUAAAAGGUUUGUGUGCACAGUAUUUAUAUUAUAAUAUGUAAAAUUAAAGGUCAACUUCAAUGAAAAACAAAUUUUAAGUGAUUAUUUAUGAUUAACAUCAGUCACUCAGUUUUUCAUGCAGGUUGAACAUGAAAACAGUCUUCUACACCUAUCUCCUGCAUUAGCUUCUGAUAGAAAAUAGGCAAAAAGGGUGAAACAGGGUGAAACUCUAGGACUUGAAAAGCCUGACAGACUUAUAUCACACUGUCACUUAACACUCAUGGACUCAUCUUGACUCACGGCAAGUAAGACCAUUGGUUUAGCAUCCAGGAGACAGCAGAGAACGUCUUGACUAGUUGAAACUAAUUUUUAGUAUUAGCAACUCCACCACACAGCAGAACUCCUCUAGGCUUGUGUUAUUUGUGGAGAUAAAACGUAAAUGUUGCAGAGCAAACAGGUCCGUAGUAGAGUAAUGUUGGUGUUGGCCUAUCUAAUACAAGAUGUCCAAGUUUCAGGAAAUAAGACUCCAGGAUCGUCCCAAGCUACUUUCUCCUCCAGCUGAAUUAUCCAUCUUCAAACUGGAGCAUUUGUUCCCCAAGGUACGACUUACAAAGGCAUUUAUCCCUACUAGAGACCACUGCAAGUGUGUUAAAACAUGAGUAACGUUGACCUUGAAGAUUCUUUUAUUGGUUUUCAACAGCAAGUUAAAGACAUGGGAAGUAUAAGUAAAUACAGGAGUUAAAAUAACAGCCAUUAAUGAACAUAUAUAGAGAAAAAAGAGCAGAGAACAGCUUAAAGCCGGGCGUACACUGUGUGACUUUUUCACUCGUAGCACUCAGCUUCAGCUCAAACUGUACGACUUCCUCGCAGAGCAGAUCUCACGAGUCAUGCGCUCACACUGUACGACCCAGUUCUCGGAUGCGACCUGACUGCUCACACUGUACGUCUGGUAGCAACACGUCAGACCUAAAAAUAUGCUAAAAAUAGCAGUUUUUACUCAACACGUCAGACUUUUUUGUCUUGUCUUGCCUGUUGUCCUUCGGGAGUGCUGCAGGGGGACACACAGGGGUUUAUGGGGGUUGGAUGAGGAAAACGAAAUAAAGAAAGUAAAUCUGUGUUUUGUGAUCAGUUUAAUUUGACAUGAACACGACAAACACGCUUUCUUGACAAUCCUUGUGAGUAAAAAAAAAACGUGUAGAAAUAAAAACGAACAACGUGUGUUAUUAGGGAAAUAGCGGGCGAGCGGCGUUGAUGCAGGAUUGCGCAUGCGCCGUGAGCGGUUCUGAUACUUUUUGGGUCGCAGCUGCUCGCAGCGCCGCUUCAACAGUGCGAUACCCUCACGAGGGACGAACGAAAUAUUAAACAUGCCAGAAGUCCGUGCGAGCUCACGACUGCUGAUCGGUAGCUGGUCACGUGGUGUUAAUCGCCUCUCUUAACCCCCUGUACACUACACCACGCUAGGCGCAAAACUCGCCCCGAUCUUGUGGAUUCUCGCACGAGUGGAAAAUGGGCUCAAAAAAGUGAAAAAGUCGCACAGUGUACGCCCGGCUUUAGGGUCAGAGUUCGCAGGCCUCAGCCUCAGGAAAGAACCUGUUUAUUAUCCUUGUGCAGGGUUUGAGUCUGCGCAAUAGCCUGCCUGAAGGCAGAAGGGUGAAGAGUUGAUGCGCUCUUCUCUUGUUCUACAUCUGCUGAUGUAGAUGUCCUCCAGAGAUGUUGUUAUGGUCAAUAUUUCAGCAGAUAAAAAUAGUCAUUUAAGCUCAUUUUGGUCAGCCUUGUUCCCAUGAUUGUCCAGACAUUUCUACAUGAGGGCCAGAAUCGCCAAGUCUUUGUGGAAGAAGAGGAAAUUAGAUCCCUCAGUGCUGAACAACUACCGACUGAUCUCUAAUCUCCCGCUGAUUCAAAAAAUCAUUGAAAAGGUGGUAAUGAACAAAACAGACAACUAUUUAGAGUCAAAUAACUUUAUGGACAGUCUUCAGUCAGGCUUUAGACAGCACCACAGCACAGAGACUGCACUGAUCAAGGUAUUAAAAGGCAUUCGUCUCAACACUGAUUCAGGUAAAGCACCUGUCCUGAUGAUGAUUGACCUCAGUGCAGCUUUUGAUACCGUGGACCAUAACAUCCUUCUGGACAGACUCACAAACUGGGUGGGACUAUCAGGCACAGUGCUUGGCUGGUUCCAGCCCUAUCUCAAAGACAGGGGCUACGUUGUCUCUAUUAGGGACUACCAAUCAAACCGGAUCACCAUGACACGUGGGGUCCCCCAAGGCUCAAUUCUAGGACCACUACUCUUUAAUCUCUACAUGCUCCCCCUGGGUCAGGUCAUACUUAAAAACAACAUCUAUCAUAGCUAUGCUGAUGACACCCAGAUCUACCUAACCUUAUCACCUAGUGACUGGCGUCCACUGGACUCACUCUGUCAGUGUCUAAAGCAAGUAAAUAACUGGAUGCAGUCAAACUUCAUUCAGCUAAACAAAGACAAGACUGAAGCUAUUGUCUUUGGCAACACGAAGGUCAGGAUGGAUGUUAUUGCUCAGCUAGACUCCAGGGGAAUAAAGACAAAGACCCAGGUUAGAAAUCUUGGUGCUAUUAUUGACUCAGACCUGAGCUUCUCUGGACAUAUUAAGGCUAUAACUAAAUCAAUUCAUUUUAAUUCAAAUUAAAUUCAAAGAUACUUUAUUAAUCCCAGAGGGAAAUUAGAGUUUCAGUACACACAGUUCUGAGAUCAGACAUUGUCACGUUGAGAGGAUUGUUUGGACCCAAAAUGCAGUAACCCAGGAUGACACGAGGCAGGAGUUGAUAUAAAGUAAAAUGCUUUUAUUGUAGGAUGAAAGAAAAAUAAAUCCAAAAGGCAGGGAGACAAAAUCCAAAAAU